Messenger RNA from Procambarus clarkii (red swamp crayfish), 864 nucleotides. Its product is annotated as keratin-associated protein 4-7-like. NCBI's taxonomy places the organism in Eukaryota, Metazoa, Arthropoda, Malacostraca, Decapoda, Cambaridae. The record is from RefSeq and is a predicted model, not a curated record.
AUGGGUCCUCAGUGUAUGGGUCCUCAAUGCGUGGGUGCUCAGGUCAUGAGUCCUCAGUGUGUGGGUCAUCAGUGUAUGGGUCCUCAGUGUAUGGGUCCUCAGUGUAUGGGUCAAUACUGCGUGGGUUUUCAGGGCAAGGAUCCUCAGUGUAUAAGUCCACUGUGUAUGGGUUCUCAGUGUAUGAGUCCUCAGUGCAUGGGUCCUCAGUUCGUGGGUCCUCAGGGCAUGGGUUCUGAGGUCAUGAGUCCUCAGUGUGUGGGUGCUCAGUGUAUGGGUCCUCAUUGUACAAAUCUUCUGUGCAUGGGUCCUCAGUGUAUGAGUCCUCAGUGUAUGGGUCCUCAGUGUAUAAGUCCAUAUUGCGUGGGUUUUCAGGGCAAGAAUCCUGAGUGUAUAAGUUCACUGUGUAUGGAUUCUCAGUGUAUGAGUCCUCAGUGUAUGGGUCCUCAGGGCAUGGGUCCUCAGGGCAUAUGUCCUCAGGACAUGGGUCCACGGAGCAUGGGUCCUCAGGGCAUGGGUUCUCAGGGCAUAGGUCCUCAGUGCAUGAGUCCUCAGGACAUGGGUCCUCAGGGCAUUGGUUUUAAAUGUCUGGGUCGUCAGGGCAUGGGCCCUCGGGGCAUGGGUCCUCGGGGCAUGGAUCCUCAGUGUGUAGGUCUUCAGGAUAUGGGCCCUCAGAGCAUCGGUCCUAAGGGCAUGGGUCCUAUAGGUAUGGGUCCUCUGUGUAUGGGUCCUCAGUGUAUGGGUUCUCAGUGCGUGUUGUCCUCAGGGCAUGGGUCCUAUGCGUAUGGGUCCUUACUUUAUGGCUCCUCAAUGUAUGGGUCCUCAGUGAAUGGGUUCUCAGUGCGUGGAUCCUCAGCGCAUGGGUAG